Nematolebias whitei (Rio pearlfish) is the source of this 1156-nucleotide messenger RNA. It is a transcript of the gene enkd1, whose product is annotated as enkurin domain containing 1. The record is from RefSeq and is a predicted model, not a curated record. The coding region runs from base 59 to 1105 and encodes 348 amino acids. NCBI's taxonomy places the organism in Eukaryota, Metazoa, Chordata, Actinopteri, Cyprinodontiformes, Rivulidae. Gene Ontology annotation, cellular component: cytoplasmic microtubule. The transcript has 8 exons.
GGCGUAAUCCGCGUGCGGAAAGAAAAUCCUUUACCGAUAAACAAGGGGACGAUUUUAAAUGAUGUGUGAGGGACCUUCUGCACUUUCUGGACCAAUACCCCCCGAUCCGUCUCUGUUUCCUCAGUACUACAAACGGCCAUCUUCAGCUCGCAGCCGUUUAGAGGGAAACCACGGUGGGACUGUGGCCCUUCUCUUGGGUCCACUUGCUCCAGAUCCUGUGUUGAAUCCAGAAUGCUACAGCGCUCGUGAACCACGUCGCCCUCGCAUCAACCCUAAUGCCACUCAUAUUUUGGAACGGGGACAGAAAGGGAUUGUGGGAGAGCUGCUGAAACUAGAUGGUGUCUCUGUAUCACCUAUUCCCAAACAGAAACAAAGAGUGCAAGACUUCAGUAAAGAGAAUAUACGUCGCCUCCGGGAGAUUCAGAAACGCUGCAAAGAGCAGGAAGCUGAGAGGGCCCAGAAUCGUCCUGUUCCAGUUAAAGCUUUAUGGACUUCCUCAAAAUACCAAAACACCCCGUCCAGGGUUAUGACCCAGCCAGAGGUUUCUACUCCAACUGUUAGGCCACAGUGUCAAAAUUUUCUGAAGGCUCACUCUAAUGGUGGUUCUGCUAGACCAGUAACUGCCCAGCGCCCAGCCUCCUGCAGCUCUACACAGGACCAGGACUUGACGGUGCAAGGUCUGAAAAUAGACUUCAUAAAACAUAACGCUAAGACUGCAGGACAAACGGUUAUUCGUCGGUCCCAGUCACUGUCAAACCUCAGAGACAAGCCUGUGCCCAGUGCAGUCAAGGGUCAAGUGCCUCAGUAUCUUGUGGAAAGGAAGGAACAGUGGCGUAAAGAAAAGGAAGAGAAGAGGAGGACUGCGCCUGAUCCUACAGUUCCUGCCGGUCACACCUUGUUACCCGAGAGCGAGAGACAGGAGACACUAAAGUCCCUAAAACAUACCCAUCGCUCCUUGGUGACUGAGCUGCUGUCACUCCCCAUGAAAGCGGACAAUCUGAGCGUUCGCUCGCACCGAGCUCACCUUGACUGUAGGCUUUCUGAGCUUGAGGAGGCCAUCAAAAUAUUCUCCAGGGACAAGGUUUAUGUAAAAAUUAAUUCUUAACACAUGAGGAGGACAAAGAAGAAAAGAAAACGGACCUGAUAACCCACUGCU